AGAUGAAUAGAUAAUUAAUGUAUUAAAAGGCAGGUCUUUAACCUUGUUCUUCAGCCGAUGUAUCCGACAAGACGGUUGUAGACAACAGUCUUUAUACCAGAGCAGACUGCUUUCAUUUAACAAACUUCAGCCAUUACAGAAAGAAGAUGACAGAAGACGAAAUAUAUGCAAAUGCUGAUGCCUUUCAGAUGAGUUGUGAGGUUUCUGUGGGAAAAGAGAGCAAUGUAUACGCCAAUGGCAGGCCUGAAGAUGCUGUAGUUUCCAAACCCUCUGCGGCUGUGAGGGACUACUCCAGAUGGGCUAUUGGGGGUCUGGGGCUGCUGUGUGUUCUACUGCUUGCACUCAGCAUAGGUGUGAGUGUUCAAUACAUGAAGGAGAGAGGCCAGCUACAGGCUGAGAAACAGCAGCUGCUAUCCAGCUACUUGGACAUCAACAUGGAGCGGGAUCAGUUACGGACCAACAACACCAACCUGACCAGACAGGUGGACCAGCUACAUGCCACCGAGAUCGAGCUCCAAGACCGAAUCUCUAAAUUGACAAAGCCAUGUCCCCCAGGAUGGGUCUAUCACUUCAACACCAAAUGCUACCGCUUCAAUCCCAAUCCCAAAAGUUGGUCUGAAAGCAGAGCACGCUGUCAAAGCCUUGGAGGAGACCUGGUGGUCAUUGGCAGCAGGGAGGAGCAGGAGUUCAUUCAUGGACUGGCUAGAGGGAAAAAUGUUUGGAUUGGCCUGAGGAGGGUGAAUGGAAAAUGGAGAUGGGUGAAUGACGAUGAAGCUUCCAUCACUUUCUGGGGUGGUGGGCAACCCAAUGAUGUCGGAGAGGAAUGUGUGGUGCUUAACUCAAGCGAAAACCCCUCACGCAACUGGCAUGAUUACCUUUGCAAUAUAACACAUGCUGGUAUCUGUCAGAUUUCUGCUUCAAUGUAGAACUUUAAGAAGAAAUGGCACCAAAUGGAAAUUUGAACUGCUACAGUAUGCCUCAUCAAAUGCUAUCUUAUAGGGACAGUUUGGUAAAUUUCAACAUGCAGUUGUAAUGCUCACACUACCCUGGACUUGUCAGUGCCUGAGAUUUUUUUUUUUC
Messenger RNA from Engraulis encrasicolus (European anchovy), 1080 nucleotides. Its product is annotated as CD209 antigen-like protein 2. NCBI's taxonomy places the organism in Eukaryota, Metazoa, Chordata, Actinopteri, Clupeiformes, Engraulidae. The transcript has a single exon. The coding region runs from base 147 to 926 and encodes 259 amino acids. The record is from RefSeq and is a predicted model, not a curated record.